Molecule: messenger RNA, 642 nt
Organism: Alternaria arbusti
Lineage: Eukaryota; Fungi; Ascomycota; Dothideomycetes; Pleosporales; Pleosporaceae
Exons: 2
Coding region: 1-642 (213 amino acids)
Source: RefSeq, a predicted model, not a curated record
AUGACAGCUAUCCUCACAACCGCUAGACUGGUCUUCAAGGACUCAGCUGCCCGACAAAAGGCCAUUGACGCAUUCCACAAGAUCAUCGAGUUCACCGCACCACACGAACCGGAGGUUUUGCAAUAUGUUUGCGCGUUACCGGUGGAUGACAGUUCGCGGACUGAGAUAUACAUGAUUGAGGAAUACGCAAACCAAGCAGCAAGUGAUGCGCACCUGACUACCAAGCCUGUACAAGGUCUUAUUCACCUGUUCACUACCGGAGACGUCCUCGCUCAGCCACCAGAAGUCCACAACUGCCCGAUUAUCACCAAGAAAACAUCAUCACCAGUACCGAUCUCAUCAAAUCCGGCCAUCGUUCUCAUGAACAUUCCCUCCAAACCGGACGCAUCCGCCACCCAAGAGGCCGAAAAGUGGAGCGAGCUGUCGCAGAUCGUGAUGAAGAGUGUGAAAGGCGUAAACUCAUUCACAGUCGUCGCAGACCGAGAAGCAAAAAGUACACGUGUGGAAUGCGUACUACAGAGUUGGGAUUCGUUUGCCGCAUACCAAGAGUUCAUGGUUGAUGGCCGGAGAGAUGGGGCGGAUUUGGUGAAGAUCAGGCCGAUUGAUGGCUUUACUGGACGUGAUAGUUCGAGCAAGUUGUGA